GAUCAAUCUGUCUUGUCGCUUGGCCUGGGCUGCAGCUUUCUGUGCAUCCAGAGGCAUUGGGGUUGGUGGUCCUGUUGCUGUUCCUCCUCCCGUUGCUGCUGAUGUCGCCAUCGCCGUUGCCGCGGCUGACUGUGAUUUAUUGUGAAUAGAAUUAGAUUGGGUCAACAAUGAUGAUGAUAAUGAGGAAGAGGAAGAGGAAGAGGAGGAAGGUGAUGCGUCCCGCAGGGUGGGUAAAAUCUGAACGGGAUUGCUCGGCUUUGCGGGUGCAGGAGCGAUAGCAAUAGCCGGAGGAGGGUGCGGGCUUGGACUGAUCAUUGCCAGCCGCUUCUUUCGUCCUCGUUUCUUUUUGGGUUGCUCACCAUCGGAGGAUGAAGAUGACGGUGAGACAGGGUAGGCUGUGUGGUUGUGGUUGUGGUUGAGAUUAUGGUUGAGGUUAAGGUUUUGGUUAUAGUUGUGGUGAGGCUGUUGGUUGUUGAAAAGAAAAGGUAGGUUGGCAAAAAAGUCGGAAGGGAGACACGGGUCCAUCUCUGGCAUGGCUGUCCAAGGAUAGGAUUCCAAUGAAAGCGCUUCUUCGAAUGCAUGGUGGUUGUAUGGUAACUCAUCGGGUUUGAUUUCGUUCAUUGUGAGGUCAGUGUCGCAUGAAGAGGAGGCCAUGUCUGAAAAUGAUUUUGAAGCAUCCAAACUGGGCACCAAGUCCUACUGGGACAAUGUGUACGAUCGUGAAAAUGACAACUUUAAGGAACUUGGUGACAUUGGAGAGAUCUGGCAAGACAGCGUAGAGCGUAUGGUGGACUGGGCAGUAGAUAAUGUAGAGGACACCAACAGCAGUGUAAUCGAUCUUGGCUGUGGAAAUGGUCAUUUAUUGCUUGCACUGUCUGAGGAAGGCUUCAGCAACCUCACUGGUAUCGACUACUCCGAGUCAGCAAUUGUGCUGGCAAAGUCUGUUGCCAAGGACCGUGAUCUUGAGUCGAUUGAAUACAAAGCAGUUGACUUCCUCAACUCGGAUGAAUGGCGUCAGGACAACAAGCUGUACCAGGUCGUCCUGGACAAGGGCACUUAUGAUGCUAUCUCACUCAAUCCCGAGGAAGAGGAAGCUAAAAAGGAAAACAAGGCCGGACCUAGAGAGCUUUACAUCCAAGCUGUCCACCGUAUGAUUUCGCCCGACGGUGUAUUCUUGAUCACUAGCUGCAAUUGGACAAUGGAAGAACUCAAGGAAGCUUUCAAACAAUGUACGUACUUUAGAUACCAUUCUCAUGUAAAGUAUCCCACAUUCUCCUUUGGUGGCCAAACAGGUUCCAAGAUUUGUACAGUCGCAUUUUCUCCUCUUAAACAAUAA
Molecule: messenger RNA, 1336 nt
Organism: Phycomyces blakesleeanus NRRL 1555(-)
Lineage: Eukaryota; Fungi; Mucoromycota; Mucoromycetes; Mucorales; Phycomycetaceae
Exons: 5
Coding region: 653-1336 (227 amino acids)
Biological process (GO): peptidyl-lysine dimethylation; peptidyl-lysine monomethylation
Cellular component (GO): cytoplasm
Molecular function (GO): protein-lysine N-methyltransferase activity
Source: RefSeq, a predicted model, not a curated record